Priapulus caudatus is the source of this 1032-nucleotide messenger RNA. RefSeq lists its product as uncharacterized. The record is from RefSeq and is a predicted model, not a curated record. The transcript has a single exon. The coding region runs from base 1 to 1032 and encodes 343 amino acids. NCBI's taxonomy places the organism in Eukaryota, Metazoa, Priapulida, Priapulimorpha, Priapulimorphida, Priapulidae.
AUGUUGAAGUUGGUAAGGUUACGAACUAUAUUAUGUGCAAUAAUUGUUACUGAAUUACUGCACGUGUAUGUCAGUCAUCGCUAUAAAAACAAUUUGCGAUACUUCGAACAAAGUAACAAAGAGAGUUUUUACCUGGAGGUGACAGUGCUCACAUACAAUAGUCCAGGCUCGCUGUCGCGCCUGUUACAAUCACUGGAGAACGCGGAGUACGAUUACGACAGCAUCACGUUGCACAUCUGCAUCGAUGGAGCAAAGGUUGGUGACGAGCUAUCCGGACAUCGACAGACCGUGCGGGUGGCCGAGCAAUUCCAGUUCACGCAUGGCAAGAAAGUGUUGACAGUGCGCCAGCGUAACGUCGGCGUGACCGCGCAAUGGUUAGACUGCUGGAACCCAGACGACUCUCCCGGCAACUACGGACUGAUACUAGAAGACGAUCUACGUCUCUCACCGUAUUACUAUCGGUGGCUGAAAGCCGCAAUUAUCGCCUACAGCGGUCAUCGUGAGGUUGGAGGCGUUACGCUGUCCAGGGAAACAUUAGUAGCUGGACAAAUUAGAAGCCUGACGCACCGCGACCCUAUCUGUACGGUUUGUGAGGAUCAGACGGCUUUUCUCUAUCGCUUUUCUUCGACCAGCGGCUACGCUCCAAUACCGAGUAUGUGGAGGAAAUUCAGACAUUGGAUGCUGACAACGAUAAAUAUAACUGCAGACACUGAUCAGUUCCUUCCGUAUAUAUUUAGCCAGAACGUUAUCAUGAAUUCCUGGAUUACUAAAGAUUUUCUGCAAAAUGCCAUGAGUAUCGAAUACUACCAGUAUUAUUUCAUGGCUACCCACAAUCUGUUCACAUUGUACGCUAACCUGCCCGCCGGCAAUACGCUCGCGUGCGUGCGCCGGGCAGACGGAGAAACGGGCAAGACAGGAAUAAGAAACAACGGAAGAUGUGAUUUUGAGCCCUUGGCUGCAUGGGAUGAAGCGUACGGCCAAUUCUCUGCAAAUUCUAUACGCCUGGACUGGGACGGCUCUCCCGUUGAAUAA